AUGGCGCGACUACGAUAUCCCUUUGUAGACUCCGUGAUGGCGGGACUGUCGGAUCAAGAAAAUCGUCUGUCAUCUUUCUUGGGUAUACCUACGGGCAUCACAAGCCAAGGCGAGGUCUCAGCGGCAGUCCAGGCUGCAAAGAAGAUAUACGUUUCUAGAAAAAUCGCUGAAUACAACAACAAGGCCUUAUUCGCUCACCGUAGAGAGCCUAGCGGCAACGCUUGGUUGUACCAUGACAGCCGACUCCUAAAGGAUGGAGACAGGAUCAGAGCGCUAAGACUACGAACUAACCUCUACCCUACCAGAGCCCUGUCAAAUCGACAAGCCAGUGAUCCUAAGGCCAGAGAGUGCCAAUUUUGUCCAGGAAAGGAAGAGACUGCCUUCCACAUAUUGCAGGGUUGCGAGAAGGUUCAUCUGCCUCGAGUUGCUAGGCAUAAUUUUGUCGCUGACCAGGUGUCGCGGCUUUGCAAGAAAUACAAUCCAAACUCGAGUGUUGUUCAGGAAAGGGUUUACACUACAAGUGACGGUGUCAGACUUAAACCCGACAUAGUGAUAUCUGAAGGCAGCUCCGUAACUAUUCUAGAUAUAGCGGUUGCCUGGGAUGCCGCACCGAAUACCCUGGAAGAUAUUAAUGCCGGAAAAAUCCAGAAGUAUGCCGGCCUGAUUUCCACAUUUCCUGACAAACAAGACCUGUCUUGUCACAUUUGCGGGGUCACAAGCUCUUCCCGCACAAAAUACCAGGAGCACUACUUGCAAGUGCACAAUACCCAGCUGUCCUGGAGAUGCUCCAUUUGUCAGGAAAAGGAAUUCGCCCUAGUGCGAUCCAUCUCGUCGCACCUCACUAAAUGCAGUAAAAAACAUCCCGCUGCAUCUCAGCCUGCAGUCCCCAUUGCUGCCUUACAAGCCACACAGCAAGAGGUGGCAGCUACGGCUCCUCCGUUGGGUCAACGUCCUGCCCUUGGUGCGUCUGGGGCCAUCGGUACCGGGAUCAUUUCUCACGGUCGUUGGACCGAUUCUGAGCUUCGAGCCCUGGCGAACAUGGAAGUAACCAUGUUUCAACAUCCAUUCAUCAACCAGGAGCUCGCGAAGCGGUUCACCUCCCGGUCACUGAUGAGCAUUAGGAUGCAACGCCACCAAAAGCGGUAUAAAGACAUUCUAAGGGUGGCGCUCCAGACUCCAGGUGUUGCGGCGUUAUCUACCGGAGAGGCUUCUACAAUGGCAUUUAACACUCCAAGCCAACCCACUGACAAUCAUCAGGUUCCGGCCGGAGGCCAGCACAGCCAAGACAACCAAAUGACGCCGCCGGUGGCCAGGACCACCUAUCCCCUAAUCGCCCAGGAUUGGGCCCAGGAAGAAAGAUCUGAGUGUACUCCUCCAAGAACUUGCGGGGUCCCUGGGGGCGGCGGGGCUGCCGCGGCUGCGGACGGAGGCCCGGGUUUGCCCGAUAGCGUCGAAGAGCCGAUGGAGACCGACCGCCUGCUCACAACCAUCCAGGAGGCCUACGGGCCUGAGAGCUCCCCGUCCGACGUAGAGCGGACAGGGGGACCGUCCACUUCGGUGGAUCCUACUGACAUUUCUCAAUUGGCGGACCUGUUGGCGGAGGCGGACAUCAGCCCCCCUAAUCUGGCUUUUGAAGGCCAACAGAGUACCCAAGGUCCGGCCAUCACGGCGAAUGUGUCCGAUGCAUCUAAGGGGUGCUCGGCUCGACAAAGAAGCUCUGCAACGAGCAAUAAUGAUGACGGCGGCUCUGUUGGCGAGGCGGCGGGGUCGGGUUUGCCCGGGUCGACGGCUGCGGCGGCGGUGGCGGCGCCUUUCCUGGGGGCUGCCAGAAAAGCUACCGAGGCGACGAUUGCCAACACCUUACAAGGCAUAAGACAAGAUUUCAACCGUGUCGGAAUAACAGAUGGAUCUCUGGCGGAGCGUAUUGUCUCCGGCCCACUCCAGAUGGAAGAUUUAAUGAAGAUCUUCGGGCAUUUCGGAGUGAAUUUCCAGAAGCCUCAGAACCAAAGAGGGACUGUAAGGACGAACAGACAAGCUGAGCAUGUCCCGCAACUUUCUCAACACCAAAAUGCUGGGAAUAGGAAAAUACGAAAGAAGAACAAAUUCAAUAAACACCAACGAUUGUACAGACUGGGCCCACGGGUCCUGUUGCACCAACUCCUGUCAGAAGAUGCAAGCGGCGAGCCAACGCUAGCCCUGGAGGACAUCCACAAAUUUUAUGAUCCCCUUAUGUCGGGUUCUCCUCCCCCACUUCAGAGACAGCUGCCCUCACUGAUAAAAACUUGGGCUGAUACCAGCGAGUUUGACCUCGAAGAAGUUACACAGGCCCUAAGGGCUAUGGAUAGAAAGGCGGCUCCAGGGCCGGACCGUGUAUCGGUCGACGACCUGCUAGCUGUUCCACCUGAGAUCCUUCGGCAUGUGCUGAACAAUUUUUUCCAUUACAAGUCUAUGCCUGGCGGCCUCAAACAAGCACGAACUGUCUUUAUUCCUAAAAAGGCAACACCUUCACUGGCGUCUGAUGUCAGACCUAUUACUAUGGCCCCCAUGCUGAGUCGGCUGUAUUCCCGCGUCCUCCUUAAGAGACUAACUGCUGAGAACACCUUUCACCCCUUACAAGGAGGCUUUCAAGAUGAUAGGGGAACCAGUACCAACCUUUUGGCCCUCCAGGCGCUAAUGAAGAUCAUGAAAAAACAGAAGAGGAGUUUCUAUGCAGUGAGUCUGGACGUGAAGAAGGCCUUCGACUGCGUGUCACACGAGGCCAUAGCGGCAGCGGUUCGUGGUAGAGACAUCCCAGAGCACUAUGUCCAGGUGCUUAUGGAUCUUUAUAGCGGGUGUUCUACCACGUUCUGCUGGAACGGUAAGACGGACGGCAGGGAGGUGCCUGUAACACAAGGCAUUAAGCAAGGAGAUCCCCUGUCGCCGUUUCUUUUCAAUUCCGUUCUUGAUCCGCUACUCCAACAAGCUAACACCUCUGGCCUCGGUGUGCAGAUCGACCACCAACACGCAGCUGCGAUGGCCUUCGCAGAUGACGUCCUCCUCUUCUCUUCUAGCCUGGAGGGGCUAAAGGCCCUGGUACGCCUCACUGAAGGUUAUCUCGGCAGCACGGGUCUCACUAUCAAUCCCGUAAAGUCUCAAUAUUUUGGUUGGAGGUACGACGGGACUACCAAAUGGUUUAACUACGACAUACAGCCGCUCAGCAUUGGAGGAACGACGAUCACGCCCCGUGGUCGCGACACGCCAGUGACCUAUUUGGGCCUUCGGCUUUAUAUAAAUAGGCCAUCUAGGAUUGAGGACGCCAUGGCUGAUCGGAUGGUGGAACUCAUUAAAACCGCGGCCCUGAAGCCCUUCCAAAAGCUUCGAUGUGUAAACCAGUUGGUCCUCCCUCGGCUCUUGUACCAGGCUUCCAACAUCCUGGGACUUUUGACGCAGGCCACCAAGCGAGAUAAGGCCAUGCGAAAAAUAGCUAAGCAACUUUUGCAUCUGCCCCAGUCAUUCCCGAACGCCCACGUCCAUCUGCCCAACCGUGAGGGAGGAUUGGGAGUGCUUCACCUAGAGUGGGUCGCGGCAGCGGUGCAGUUUAAGGCGAUGGCACGAAUGGCGAGGUUGACCGACCCGUUUGUGGACGCCUUGUUAACGCUGGGUCUCGACGACAACCUAAAUAGACUGGCCUCUCAUCUAGGGAUCCCUCGAGGAAUUACAGAUAGGCAUGAGAUUGCACGGCUGCUAAGACACCACAAUCCUGAAGCCACUGUUGAGGAGGAGAGGUUGUUGACAUCAGUAACUGGCGUCCGAUUAAAACCAGACCUCAUCUUUAAACGAGGAGGCGAAGUAAUAGUUCUCGAUACAGCCAUCGCCUGGGACGCCAGUUCGACAACUCUCUCCGACAUCAACAGGGCCAAGGUGGAAAAUGGGGCCAACAGACUUAUCGUACGAUUACCUCUCAAAGGAGGCGGGUUGAGGCCCGUUCUCAGCCCCACUGCCCUCGCCUAA
This is a messenger RNA of Ornithodoros turicata, 3990 nucleotides long. RefSeq lists its product as uncharacterized. The transcript has 4 exons. The coding region runs from base 1 to 3990 and encodes 1329 amino acids. NCBI's taxonomy places the organism in Eukaryota, Metazoa, Arthropoda, Arachnida, Ixodida, Argasidae. The record is from RefSeq and is a predicted model, not a curated record.